Pantherophis guttatus is the source of this 789-nucleotide messenger RNA. The record is from RefSeq and is a predicted model, not a curated record. NCBI's taxonomy places the organism in Eukaryota, Metazoa, Chordata, Lepidosauria, Squamata, Colubridae.
AUGACUUCAGAUCCGUUGCUGGAUCUGCUUUCGGACGGGGAGGCCAAUGUUCCCAACUACAGAUGUGGACGGCAGAGAAACACGGUGGCUGUUCUGGAAGGGGCUGAGACUGGCAUCUCCAUCCAAAUUUCAACCUUGUUGGGCACCUACAAAAUCCCUCAGGAUGACUUUUCGGUGAAAGUCUGGAGGCGGUGCAGACAGAAAGAAGAACUGGUGGCUCUGAGGGAAGAGGAGAUGGAUCGGAUCCUGGCUAUGGACAGUUAUCUCACUUACAGCACCAUCUGGGCUGUGGGCAGGGCCUUAAAUUCAGCUCAUAUCUCCACAUUCAAGAGAUCUGUGAGGCACAGAGGCAUAAAGGUAGAAGCUCCAAGACUGACGGCUUGGCAGCUUCACCCUUUCCUUCAAAGCCCUCAGUUUCACAAUAAUUCCAUAGCUGGGAUAUAUUUGGAUGAGAAAGGAGAUCUGACGGCUGACCUGGACAUUUUGAACUGGAUUGUUUUUCCAAACAAAUCUGUUAAGAGAAUGAAAACUGGAAGUCUAGAAAAACAGACAACGCAGGAUUUUAAAGUUACCAUUGACCAGAGGAAUGUUGGACAGACCCUACCGACUUCCAGGUGUGUGGAAAGCUGUCAUCCUGGAUUCAUGAAGGUGGUUUUGGAAGGGAAACCCAUCUGUUGCUACCAUUGUCUCCCAUGUCCAGAAGGAACCAUCUCCACCAUGGAAGAUGCUGAAAAAUGCACGAAAUGCCCAGUGGGUCAGCAUCCAAGCAUCAACCGACAUGGAUUGUAG